Molecule: messenger RNA, 675 nt
Organism: Phytophthora sojae
Lineage: Eukaryota; Oomycota; Peronosporomycetes; Peronosporales; Peronosporaceae
Exons: 1
Coding region: 1-675 (224 amino acids)
Source: RefSeq, a predicted model, not a curated record
AUGCGUCUCCAUUUACUGGUUCUGCUGCUUGCUGUCGCAUCCUCAACGAGUGUCGAGUAUGUGGAGGCAAGCGCUGAUUCCACUAACCUCCAGACCAACAAUGUGCGCGCGGGGCGGAAUUUGAGACAGCAACCUACAGCAACUCAGGGUGACGACGAGGAUCGAGCGUUUAAUACUGCUUUGGUUACGGAGGGUGUCACGAAUUGGCUCAAGGCGUCGAAAGUUACGUGGACGGACGAUCAGCUUAAGGCGUUGGUGACGAAAGGAACCUCCGCAGACGACGCCUUGAAGCUGCUCCAGCUCGAUGACGGACUGGAAAAGCUUCUCAGCAGGAAGAACCUCGAUACGUGGAAGACGUUCGUCAAUAAGCUCAACCAGCAGAACCCCGAGAACCAAGUGACCAUGAUGAGCGCCAUUAUCAACAAAUAUGGAGAAGAACAGGUGGCCAGGAUGAUCGCUGUCGCUAAGAGCAAGGUGUUCACGGAGAGUGUCGCCACUGACUUGCAGAAAGCACUGUUCCAGCACUGGGUCCGCGAGAAAAGGCGUGAUCGUUAUGUGUGGGAAAAGCUGGGUGUUAUGUGGAAAAGUGGGGAAAAGGACCCUUUCUGGAAUAUGUGGUGGGCGUACGUCAACGAGUAUGCCAAGGGCGUCAGCAAGGGGAAACUACUGUAUUAA